AGUGAAGUUGACAGGAACAAGAAUGCAGGUGAAUGGAGACUGCGCUGUUGCUGAACAGCCAGUGGAAGCUGCUGAGCCUGCUGCGCCACCUAUGAAACAAACGGCCCAAGAAUGGUUGAAGGGAGCUUCAUUCAAGGAAAUCCUUGGCUCUGACGCCAGUCACAAGUCCCUCUUCGUUCUUCUUGACAACGUUAAUGGAGAAAAGGGAGUGCUUUUGAUGAACAAAUCUGCGUUUUCUGAGAAAGCUGAAGAUGUGACUGCAAUCAUAAAGUCUGCACAACUGAAAGAGUUAAUGAGGAAUGACAUCUUUGGCAAUUAUGAUAUUGCUUUACCUUCGGAUCUCAAUUUAAUCAAAUCUCAGUUGAUCUACCCUGCUAACGAUAAAAUAAUUGCUAAAUAUCGACAAGAGGAAAAGUUUGUCAUCCGUGAGACAGCGGAGGAUUACCGUACCAUCACAGUGGAAUACAUUGAGAAAUAUCAAAUGGAGCUAAACUGGGUGUACAACGUCUUGGCAAAGCGAAAGGAGGCUGAACGAAUUAUCUAUGAAGAUCCUGAUCCACAUAAUGGCUUUAUCUUGGCUCCAGAUAUCAAGUGGGAUGGUGUAUCUAUGGAAAAUCUCUAUGUCCUAGCAAUGAUUCAUCGACGAGGAGUGCGAUCGAUU
Messenger RNA from Cylicocyclus nassatus, 661 nucleotides. The record is from the annotation of a GenBank genome assembly. NCBI's taxonomy places the organism in Eukaryota, Metazoa, Nematoda, Chromadorea, Rhabditida, Strongylidae.